Molecule: messenger RNA, 2883 nt
Organism: Caenorhabditis angaria
Lineage: Eukaryota; Metazoa; Nematoda; Chromadorea; Rhabditida; Rhabditidae
Source: the annotation of a GenBank genome assembly
AUGGACUUGAAUGCGGAUCCAUUAACACAUACAACUAUGCGACCAAAUUUAUAUGAUUUACACAGUGUUAUCGCAGCUUGUCAACAUGGUGAUGCUGGAAUUGUUGAAGAAGCCUUGAAACAGGGUUUAAGCCCCAAUACUACUGAUGAUGUGAGUUUUUUUUUACAAAAAAAUGGCAAAUUUCAUAAUUUUUGUUGCAAUUUUUUUUGAAACAAAGAGAAAAAAAUCAAUAAUUUUCAGGACGGCUGCGCGUUGCUACACUGGGCAUCAAUUAACAAUAAACUAGAUGUUGUGAAAAUGUGAGUUUUUCGCGGUUUUAAAAAUAUAAAGUGGUUUUCUAUCAAAAAAUAUUUUUAAUUCACUUACAAAAUUAUGGUACCCAUGAAAAAAAAGAUAUGAAAUAUGAAAAAAAAAUUAGUCAAUUUUCAAAACAAUUUUCAAUCAACUUUUCCAGACUUUUAUCAUACAAAGCUGAUCCAAACAUCAUUGGUGGAAUUUUGAAGUCCUCUCCAAUCCACUGGGCUGCUAGAAAUGGACACGUGGCAGUUUGUGCGGUUCUAGUUAAGGUGACUAUUGUUUUAAAAAAUAUUUUCCAAAAUCUCGUCGAUUUUUUCAGGCUGGAGCAAUUUGUAAUACUCGUGAUACUCAAGGUUACACUCCGGUUCAUCUGGCUAUUCAAGGAUCACAUGUUCCGCUAGUUGCAUAUUUUUUGUUGAAAUUUGACUACGCUAAAGAUAUCACAGAUAAUAGUGGUAAGAUUUUUAACCUCACCAAUAUUUUUUUUGCAAAAAAAACAAUUAAAACUGAAAUUUCAGGAAUGACCCCUGCUAUGUGGUGUGCUUAUCGAUCUUUUACAAUGUUUCCAUUGAGAUUAAUUGUCAAAUCGGGUGCUGAUUUAUCAAUCAAAGAACAUUUUAUGAGCAAUACUGCACUUCAUAUUGCGGUCGCAGAACGAAACUAUAUGGCAGUAACGUAUGUAAACAUUGGGCUGGUUAUAAACAGAAAUCAUAAUUUUUUUGUGUUUUAGCGAAUUGCUGGCCGCCGGCGCUGACGUCUCGAUUAGGAACAAACAACAGGAAACACCGAUUGAUUUGGCGAGGAGUAAUAAGAACCCAAAAAUUUUAGGUGGGUUUUUUUGGAUAAAUUAUGGGAAAAUAUAUCCGAUGCUCUGGUAAGAUAGAAUAUAAAUUACUAAUUCAAAUAUAAAUUCUAAGGAAAAAAACUCAAUUUGUUCAUAUGAACUUAACAGGCUACAAAAAUUUUGUACUGUUUCAAAAAUUAGUUUCUGUUGACAAAUGUUGUGACUCAUCGUAACUACGGAAAUUUUGAAAUCACUAAAAACUACAAACGGGGAACAAAUGAACAAAAUUUACAAAAAGGAAAAUUGAACUUUAUUCAAAAAAAAGUAUCAUUCUUUAUUAUUUUUCUAGAAUCGUAGAUACUAUAUUUCAAAAUUCUAAAUCUGAUAACAUUCUAAUAAGAUCCAAAUCAAGAUAAAAUCCAAAGGUCAUACAUUGAACGAGUUUCUGAAUUAUGCCAAAUUUUCAGACGCCAUUGAAAAUGCCGCUCAAAAACAAGGCCUCUACCGUUCAAACUGCAUCAAAAAAUUGUUCACACCUCCGUUCAGCACAUAUUUCUACUUUUUCCUCCCGGCUCUUCUCAUUCUUGCAACAUGGUAUUUAUUCUCUCAAAUAUCAUUCUUAUUUGCAACUAUUCUGACAAUGAUUGCUUGUAUUUUUGCGAUGGUUACGUUACGAUUUGAUUUUCAUGACCCUCGAUACAAAUUAAUUCCAUAUGGUGUAACUAUUGCUGAGGCUAGUUUAUUAACAAUUUCUUGGUCAUCUUAUGCACAUUGGUAUGUUCCAUGGUGGGCACAGAUGUUAUUUGUGUUAUCGAUUAUGUCACUCGCAGUCACUUUGUUCAGGUAUGUUUUGUGAUUUUUGAACCUCGACAAUUCACUUCAAAAUUAUCCUAUUUUUACAGACUCGCCACAAUUGACCCUGGAGUUGUGAAACCGCCCAAAAAUUGUCAUCAAUUAUAUGUAAAUGAAGCCGAAUCUGGAAUCCAAUACCAAGAAAAAUAUUGUUUCACAUGCUUUGUUCGAAAAAUGCAAAACACCAAACACUGUGCAGUUUGUGAUCAGUAAGUUUUUUACUUCUCACAGAAAUUAAUUUGAAAAUAUAUACAAAAUUUUUCAGUUGUGUCUCAAAAUUCGAUCAUCACUGUCCCUGGCUUCACAGUUGCAUAACUCGAAAAAAUAUGCGGGAAUUUAUACUUUUCAUUUUAUCCGUCGUUUUUUCAUCAGCCAUCUAUUUCUUCGCAACUCUUCAUUAUAUGUUGAUUGAAAUCAAUGAGCAUGGAAUGGGUAAGAUUUAUUGUUGAAGAUCAGAAAGUGAAACACAAUUUUUAUUUUCAGAAAACUUUGUCAACACCCGCUCAUUUUUGCUGAUAACUCUUUUCUUGUCAGCGAUGCAUGCAAUUAUGCUGACUGGAUUGUUUGCUGUACAAAUUAAUCAGGUGAGCAUUUUUUUGAGGGGAGUGAGAAAACUUUGAAAUUAAAUUUAUUUUUAAAAAUAAGGAAAGGUGGAAAAUUUAGGAUUGUGUCUAAAAACUGAAAGUUUCACCAACUUUUUCGACAAAUAUUUUUAAAUGAAUCUUGAACAUGACACACCCAAAUUCUAUUCUCCAAGAUCUCAUAGAACACUUCAUUUUUUUCAGAUUUCAUUGGACGUCACCACAAAUGAAGUCAUCAAAACGCAUCGUUCAAAUCAUUCCCAUAGUCGUUCAAGAGAUCAUAACGUGAUUCAUCAGCCAAUCUCAUUAUCCGCCAGAUGUCAUAACUUACUCGAAUUUUGCUCGUCAAAUGGCGAAGUUCAAUAUUAA